AUGGCCGCUCCGACAGAGAGAACCUGCUGCCUCUCGGGCAAAGUACAGCAUUAUGGGAUUGAAGUCAACAGUGGGCUUGUGUGGCAGCGAUGGGAAGCUGGAAAGGAAUACACCAAACACAUUGUGCUAAAAAAUGUUAAAGUAAAAACAGAGAAGAUUAAAUAUCACUCGCCUGAUACUCGUUUUUUCUCCACACUUUACCCUAAAACCAUCGUUUUGAGUGCAGGCACCAGUUUUACCCUGCCCGUAACGUUCAGGCCUCUUGAGAGGGUGGAAUACCGCGAUAAAAUCAUCUUUCAGACCAAGGAAGGUACUUUUGAGGUGGAACUAAAGGCUGUACUUCCUCAGGUUGACAUCCUCAUUCCAGAUCGGCUGGAGUUUCCCAUGUGUGCUGCACAAGACACUGUCAAAGUCGAGUUUAAGGUGAAAAAUACUGGUGAUUUGCCAACAACUUUCCAGUGGGACGUCUGUGACCCAUUCAUGAUCCAGCCAAUGGAAGCCUCGUUUCAGCCUCAAUCAGUCUGUGCUGUCACAGCCACGUUUCAGCCUCAGGGUGCAUCAGUUUACGAUGCCGUUGCGUACUGUAGGUAUGGGCCAGAUUUCUCUCUUCAGAAGGCGAUCAAGCUGUAUGGAAUUGGUAAAUAUCCUCACAUUUUGGUGUCCAGCCCUGGAAGCACCACCUCCAGCCUGGAUCAGUCAAAUUUAGAGGCUGUCAUCCAGUUCGACACUAUUCCCAUUGGUCAUUGUGAGGAGAAGUGGGUGGAGCUUCAUAACCUUUCUCCUGUGAGUGCUCCAUUCAUGGUGGAGCGUCCUGUGGGUGUGAGGCAGAUAGACACAGUUUUUCACUGUCUCCUGCAGCAGGGGGUGGUGCCAGCCAUGUCCAGUAUCAGGAUACCAAUAACAUUUACACCAAACACAGUAGAUACAACCAGCAUUGACUAUUUCCACGUGUUCGCCAUCGGCAAUGUGAGCAAGAGUGUUGUCAAGUGUGUGGGAUCGUCAGAAGGUCCAAGUGUAGGAUUGAGCUCAAACUCUGUGAACUUUAUGCAGAUUAAUGUUGGGGAGGUGGCCACACGGACUGUUGAUGUCAUCAACAACUCCAACACGGAAGCUUCUGUGCAGUUCAUGAUCGACUGUUUGGUGAGCGUGUUUGACUUUGAUCAUACGUGCCUUACCAUGAAGCCAUAUUCACGAAAGACGAUCAUUCUUCGCUUCAAGCCUCAAUAUCCCAUCAACUAUUACAGGAGAAUUUCGUGUCUGGUCCACAACCAGGGUCCCUUGUUCCUGGACCUGAUAGGAACCUGUCACUCAGAGCUGGUUAAGCCGUCUGUCCUGCUGGCCAAGCACAUUGACCGCUACUGGACACAUGUUCAGAGAGGCUUCUCCGUGUUCUCACCAGAGGAACUGAAUGAAAUGAUCAAAAAUAAGACCUUAGAAGUGGAUGAAACAGGAACCAUUCUUCCAAAAGAGGGAGUAGAGGAGCAUGCCCUUGUUGGCCCUGACAACAUCUCUCCUAUUGAUGAAUAUUUCAAUGACGGCUUUCACUGUGACGUUGUGGAGAGCAUACCUCAUGUGAGUCUGGACACAGACAAGGCAGACUUUGGUAAUUGUCAGAACCUGAGGAUUAUAGAGGACAAGACUAUUAACAUCACAAACCACACUAGAGGGAAAAUAACCAUUUCAUGGAUUGGAGACUCCGGUAAGACGUUCUCCGUGUCACCAGCUACAGUGGAUCUGCCUCCUAUGAAGUCCAUGUCAUUCCAAGUCUCAUUUAAACCUAAUGCUCCUAACCAGUUUUUCGGGGCAGAGCUGGAGUGCUUUGCAUACUACAAGAGCCUGCGAGAUUACAGACUGACAGAAGAUGUGACACACUGUCCCCCCUGGUGUAUGACCUUGACUUGUGUCGGUCACACCUUCAUGCCAAACAACGAGACAUUUUUGCCACGGUACACUUUGGACGACUCUAGGGUGGUCUUCCCAGCAGUCAAUGCUAACGAGGCGACGUACAGAACAAUUCUGCUGACCAACACUGGGACAACGCCAAUCAUGUUUGACAUCGAGAAGGACUCUAAAGAGAUCUUCAGUACAAAACCAUCCAAAGGACUUCUGACACAAGGGCACCUUGUGAUUGUUGUAAAAACCCUCCCAACAGAGGUAGCCAUAUACAAACGCAAGCUGAAAAUGCGCCUCAAUGAUUCUGAAAAGCAUGAUCAGGAGUUGGAGCUGUGGAGCUCUGCUGAGUCAGCAGAAGUGUCGCUGGAGUCCGAAGGUGUGAUGUACCUUAAGCCCACGUGUAUGGGCACCUUCUCCUUCAGGACAUACAGCGUGAAAAAUGUCUCCAGGAUUCCUCUCAGAUUUGAGUGGAAAAUGAAGCAUGCAGAUGCCCAACUGUUGUCAGUUACACCAGACACAGGACUGAUUCAGCCCAAUGAGACGCAGAGCCACGUUUGGCAGUUUGCUCCACGGGAAGAGGAAAAAUAUGUGAUGAAACCAACGCUGAUUGUCUGGGGGCAGGGCAAGAGCACAGGCUCUUCUGGUGGGAAACGCAAACAGUUCAUCGUCAGAGCAAUAGGAGAGGGAACUGUGGGUGAAAUCAAGUGCGAUGAGAGCUAUGUCAAUUUUGGUGACGUCGUUGUUGGAAGCUCUGCCGUCAAACAGCUGGUUAUUUACAACAACAGCAACUGUGGUCUUCACUAUUUCCUUCAUGUAGAUCAGACAGUAGACGAGGAGGCAUCUUCUGCCUGUACAGAAUUCGGCAAGAGCCAAGAACCAGCUCUCUCAUUAGACUUAACAGAAGGCACAAUACCUGCAAGGGCCAGACAGUUGAUCACAGCCACUGUGCGACCAACCAAGAGAACUACCUACCAGUUUGCCAUCUCUUACAAACUUAUCACACCAAAUGGUAAAUUUGAGCAGUCCACCCCUCAGGAACCCCAGUACCUAUGUCACCUGGUAUGUACAGGCGUGUUCCCUGUCAUGACUGUCACAGACGCGCGCUGUCAGGGAAGUGCCGCUGGAAUCAGCAAGAAACACAUUUGGAACCUUUUUUCUUUGGAUGACCUAAAUGUGUGCUUGGAUGCAGACCCGACAUCAUCAGAAUUGAAAUAUACAACAGCCACCAGAUCCAGCCUCAGACGUAAAGUGUCCGUGUACACACGGGCCAUCCUGGACCUGAAUUUCAGCGCUGCGCCCUGUGGAAGCGCCCCCUGUAUUAUAACACUCCUUCUGGAAAACACAGGCACUGUUACAGCUCAGUGGUCGUUCCUGUUCCCGUCAGACCUUCAGAUGGACGUUGAACACUGGUCAGAGACAGGAGAGCUGGAUGCAGAUGAGCUACACCAGAUGAAAGUAAUGCACAACAAACUGUUCUCGGUGGAGCCCAAGAAAGGGAAGCUUGCCCCCGGGCAGACACAGUCAGUGACCUUCCAGUACCAGCACAUCAUGGCGGGCACAGAUCGGCUGCCUGUCCUGCUCAAGAUGGUCAACGGCAGGGAGAUCCUGUUGAAUUUCAUUGGUGUGACAGUUGAUGCAGAAAGACGUUACAUCCACUUCCCCGCCAACAAACACCUGUUUGCUCCUGUGCCCGUGGGGGAGAAAAUCAGCCCAAAACAGAUCUAUGAGAUGUACAAUGGAGGAGCUGUGCCUGUGAAAUACGAGUUUGAUCUGACACCUCUACAGAUCCUGUGCAAGGAAAACUUUGACCAGCCAGUGCUAGAAUGUCUCAAUCCUUGUGGUGAACUGGACCCCGGAAAGACAGCCCAGAUCGAGUGGAGAUUCUCUCCUGUGGAAGCCAAGACUUAUAUGGUUGAUGUUCCGAUCCGAGUUUAUCAGGGUGACACAGCAGUGAUCACUUUCACGGGGGUCGGAUACGACAAGAGGAUCAUGGGAAAUACCAUGCCACUGACCGACCAACCACAGUUAGGGGGUGUUCCUAGCAUUCAGAGCGUGCCUGUGCCAGGGCAGCUGGCGUACUUGUCUCAAGAGCGUCUUUCCUUGGGUAACCUCCCCUUGUUUAGCCGUGCCCGCCAGAUGGUCUCGGUGACCAACAGGUCACGUGAUCACAAGGUCUCGUUUGAGUGGCACGUGACAUCAGAGAGCGACGGACAGUUAUUGUCGAUCUACCCAGUUUGCGGCCAUCUAGAGCCAGGAGAGAGCCAGAUGUGUCGUGUCUGUUUCACCGCUCGUGGAGUCCCCUCCUUCUAUGACCUUGACCUUAUCUGUGAGAUAACUGAUGAAAGCGAAAUGAAGAAAUACAGAACCAAGAUGGCAGAGUGGGAGAGAGAGAAAGAACGUCAGAUGUACGAGUUCACAAUAACGGAGGAUGACCUGGAUGCUGACAAGAGAGUUGGGGCAAAUGUCGAAAUUCUGGAUCGUCCCCGUAGUGGUCAGUUGACAGCGUUAGAAGACAGUCAGAGACAGAGUAGCAGCGAGGCAGACCUCUCCAAGUAUAAGACUCUUCCACCCAUCAAAACGCUGACUGCGGAUGAUCUACAUGAACUGGAGAAAGAGAACCGUAAGAAAGCAGUGACUCUGUGGGAGCGGCCUGUGGCUCCAUCUCCUUUCAUCCUUCACCUGGGAGUGACAGCUCGCACGCACGACGUGCGUGAAUUCCAGGAUAACUUCCCAGAGGAGUACAGGGCUUUCUUUAUUGACAGAGCAUUGAGUGAGAAAUCAGUGAGGUCAUCUCAGAGUCAGACCAAUGAACAAAUGUCUGGUCCAUCUGUGAUCAACUGUCUGGAGUCAGAGGGACAGGUGGUAGCAGGAGUCCUCAGUAACAUCCUAAGAGGUCUGAUGGAUGACACAUACUUCCAUGAUGCCGUCAACAAGAUCAGCGAAGAACCCAUCCCGUACUUUGAUCAGUACCGGCGCCCAGUCACUCUUGGGGCAGGGGUAGUGGAGGCUGCAUCAGAACACUUGCAGACACAGGUGGAUGAUAGAAAGACCCCGUGCUCUGAUAUCGGGAACAUUGAAACCCCAGACAGCCCUGUGUCUGUACCGGAGAGAACGGCGCGAGGUGUCACACCUAAAACCGGGUCCCCUGUGGUUUGCCCGGGUUCUCCACCCUGUACUCCUGUGGCAUCCCAGGAUACAUUAGACAAGGCUUUCCUUAAGGAGAAGCAGUUACAGGAGACUCAGGACUUGAAAAAACUUCCGGAAUUUGGAAAUUUAAGUGAGUCAAUCAUUGAGAAUACACUGAUGAACAUUAUGUGCGAGGCUCUAAGCGGAGAAUUCCGAAUAACUGCAAGACCAAGGUUUAUCGCCCUGCCCAAGAAACCUGCUUCAGCCAACAGCAGAUCUGGAAGGCUGUGA
Liolophura sinensis is the source of this 5310-nucleotide messenger RNA. Its product is annotated as cilia- and flagella-associated protein 65-like. The record is from RefSeq and is a predicted model, not a curated record. NCBI's taxonomy places the organism in Eukaryota, Metazoa, Mollusca, Polyplacophora, Chitonida, Chitonidae.